AAAGGAUGAUCUGACAACACUGCAACAUUGGUUGCGCCAGCGCCUGAAUAAAAUCAAUAAAUCAAUACCAAUAGUAGUUGUUUCCAGCUUGUGAUUUGUUUAAGUUAGCAUCACCAAGCUGCAGCGCACAAAAAGACUCAGAGCACAAGCUAAAGCUAAAACGGGCUACUAAACCGGGAUUGCAGAGCACAAGCUAAACGAAGAAUUAACUACAAAACCGUGAUUGCUCGUACCAAAAACCAAGAAAUUUGCUGAGGUCGAAAUAUAACUGUCACAAGAACAUUAACUAUGCGCCAGAUAAGCGCAUUUUGACAUUAAAAAUCUAUAGAAACUUUAAUCUAACUUAAUUAAAAAUGCCUUUGUUUGGCAAAAAGGAUUCUGGCAAGAAAGCCAAGGCGAAGGAAAUGAAAGAGUUAAAUAAACAAGUAUCAAUAGAGGAAAAGUACAAUCUUCAUGGACUUUUGGGGACUGGAGCUUUUUCAGAAGUACGACUAGCAGAAAGCAAAGAUGUGCCCGGCGAUCAUUUUGCAGUAAAAAUUAUCGAUAAAAAAGCUCUAAAGGGCAAGGAGGAAUCGUUGGAGAACGAAAUACGUGUUUUGAGAAGGUUCAGUGCAAAUCAUUUCGGUGGCAAAUGUCCAAACGGAGCGCGAUUGACACAUCCGAAUAUCGUGCAACUCUUGGAAACGUAUGAGGACAAGUCGAAGGUGUAUCUAGUUAUGGAACUGGUUACUGGUGGCGAACUCUUCGACCGCAUUGUGGAGAAGGGUUCUUACACUGAAAAAGACGCCUCACAUCUCAUCAGGCAGAUUCUGGAAGCGGUCGAUUAUAUGCAUGAGCAGGGUGUCGUUCAUCGUGAUCUUAAGCCAGAAAACUUACUCUACUAUAGUCCUGAUGACGAUAGCAAAAUAAUGAUUAGCGAUUUUGGUUUAUCUAAAAUUGAGGAUUCUGGAAUUAUGGCAACAGCAUGUGGAACUCCGGGAUAUGUUGCUCCUGAGGUGCUAGCACAAAAACCAUACGGAAAAGCCGUUGAUGUGUGGAGUAUUGGAGUAAUAUCUUACAUUCUUUUAUGUGGCUAUCCUCCGUUUUAUGACGAAAAUGAUGCGAAUCUUUUUGCUCAGAUUUUAAAAGGAGAUUUCGAAUUCGAUUCACCAUAUUGGGAUGAAAUAAGCGAGUCCGCCAAGCAUUUUAUAAAAAACCUGAUGUGCGUAGCAGUAGACACUCGAUAUACGUGCAAACAAGCUUUGGCGCAUGCCUGGAUAUCCGGAAACGAGGCCAGUAACAGAAACAUUCAUGGAACAGUCUCAGAACAAUUGAAGAAAAACUUUGCUAAAUCGCGUUGGAAGCAAGCCUAUUACGCCGCCACAGUUAUUAGGCAAAUGCAGCGGAUGGCACUAAACAGCAAUAGUAGUGGAAAUAGUGAUUCUACUGGGGGUAACAGCGGCAACCAAAAUGACUCUUCAAAUUUAACAGCAGCUUCGGGAACAUCCAUUUCCAGUGUUCUGUCAACAACACAACAAUCUAAGCAAAAUAGCGCACAAGAUGUUAGCGACUCAAUACUUAGCACAAAUGGAGGAUCCUCACAGUAGCAAAGUUGAAUAUCAAAAUGUGUUACAUAUAUAAUAUACUGUUUUAAAUUACAUUUUUGAACUUAAACAAUAGAUCUAGUCUAGUAAAUAUGUCAUGUUUACAAAUCGGAUAAUUUUUACAAUUGAAAAUACCAAAACAUAAUGAUAAUGUGGGUACAGCUGCACUGUUCCAUUUCGAAAAAAUAUUCAAGUUGGUAGGUUACUGCUUAAUCAACGCAACACACACUAAAAAUGCAAUCCGUCA
This is a messenger RNA of Drosophila ficusphila, 1830 nucleotides long. It is a transcript of the gene CaMKI, whose product is annotated as calcium/calmodulin-dependent protein kinase type 1. Gene Ontology annotation, molecular function: calcium/calmodulin-dependent protein kinase activity; ATP binding; calmodulin binding. The transcript is spliced from 10 exons. The record is from RefSeq and is a predicted model, not a curated record. NCBI's taxonomy places the organism in Eukaryota, Metazoa, Arthropoda, Insecta, Diptera, Drosophilidae. Bases 354 to 1586 code for a protein of 410 amino acids. Gene Ontology annotation, biological process: protein phosphorylation.